AGCCACCAUACAUCAGGAGUAAGCAGAAAUUUGAACCAGAGACCUGUGUACACUCGCGAAGAUGGUUAUAGUAGUACGUUUGAGAGUGAUCCAUCUAUUUAUCUAUCUGCAAAUAUCCAACACCAAGAAGACAAUGUUGAAUCAGAAAUGGAGACGGAUGAGGAUGUAGAUGCAAAGGAAAUGCUCUCUGACGAGACAAUGAUUCGGCGAAAUUAUCGAUACCUUAAAGAUGAGAUUGAUCCAAAAUACAUAGUUGACGAUCUCAUUGAAAAUAAUAUCAUAACCGACAACGAAAAGGAAGAGAUCUGCAACCCAUAUAAAGCCAGGCACAAAAGAAUGGACAUACUUUUGAAAAUUCUUUUACGAAAAUCCAGUUUUGAACAUGGUUCUUUCUUAUUAAUAAUGAAAAAUCUUUACAAGCAUGUGGCUGAAAUUUUAGAAAAGACUACGGAUUUCACCAAAAGAGACGAAAUGCAAGAUCUUGGAAAAUGGAUUGACCGUAUAAAACAUUCCAAAAAAUACCUUUCAAAAACGAUCAGCCCCACCAGUACAGUUGAUUUCCUUUUGCAAGAACUUCCCGAAAAUGAGUUUUCUUUAGAUAUGCAUGACAAGAUUUUGCAUGAAAAUCGCACUGUGUGUGAGCAAGCGAAUUUAGCACUUGAUUUCAUAAUAGAGACAAGAAUUUCAUCAAUUCUUUCUUGCUUUUUGGAAUCUUUACCACAUGCUCAACACAAUAGAAGUGGAGAAGAGAUAAUUGCCUUACUGAUGAAAGCAGGUAUAUGGUUUUUUUAUUUGAUUACUGUAGUUUCAUAA
Molecule: messenger RNA, 813 nt
Organism: Saccostrea cuccullata (small rock oyster)
Lineage: Eukaryota; Metazoa; Mollusca; Bivalvia; Ostreida; Ostreidae
Exons: 5
Coding region: 148-813 (221 amino acids)
Biological process (GO): regulation of apoptotic process
Source: RefSeq, a predicted model, not a curated record